This is a messenger RNA of Acanthopagrus latus (yellowfin seabream), 3412 nucleotides long. It is a transcript of the gene rspo4, whose product is annotated as R-spondin 4. The transcript has 5 exons. Bases 1608 to 2360 code for a protein of 250 amino acids. The record is from RefSeq and is a predicted model, not a curated record. Lineage: Eukaryota; Metazoa; Chordata; Actinopteri; Spariformes; Sparidae.
AGGUGGUAAACAAAGGGGUAGGACGGGGGGCAAGAGGGGAUUCAGAAUUAGACUUUAAACUCUGCAAGUGCACAAUUGGUUUGAAGCAUGAAUCAUAUAUUUUACAGUAUAUUAUGACUGUAUGUUAUGAUAUCCACAUUUUCCAGUUUUUUAUUCAAGAAUUAUUCAUGUUCAUAAGUUCACCUCAUGGAAUCUUUCCUGUCUCACCUGUAACAUCCAGAAUUUAAAUGUGUUUAAAAAUGCACUUUAUAUUAUCUUUUUAUGUUGCCUGCUUCCUUGAUAUGUUUUCACACUGAAAAGGAGCGGGAGGUAGGCAGUAGGUUGUCUGUAGUUACGACAGAUCUGUAUAUUUGUGCUUAGCAACAUACAUAACCAGUAACGGGCCAACUGGCCUCCUUUCAAACUUAUUAAAAGGCUGGAAUAAGGUUGUUAAAGUGCAGAAUUUGGCCCACUUUUGCUCUUCUACAGGCUUACACGUGGCUGAGAGAUGAACCUAACAAAAUCUUAACAAUACCUAAGGCGGAAAAUUAACUGUAAAUAACGAGAACCACAUUUUUGGGGCUUAUCAGACAGAAUUAUAUAAUAUUUAAGCAUUCUGUAUAGAUUAAGAAAGCUUAAAUAUGUCUGUACAUUUGUCUGUAACUUGCAGAACAGGAAACCAUAUGAUCAACCACAGAGGUUUUAUACUUAUACUGAACCACACAAUUCAUAUCUAUAAACACACAGCUGAGUCCAUCUUUACAAAACUGCUUCAUCCCAGACUUCUAAAUCGCAGCCAUACUGCGUACCUGACUACUUACCUAAGCAGGCACAACAAACCAAUUGCAACAACAUGGCACACUGUAAUCAAAUUUGAAACUCUCAGCUAUGCCGUUCUCCAGCUGUUUUUCUUCCUCUCAGGGUGGUCAAAUUAAGUUUACUGACUGCCCACAUUUAAUAGGAUUGCCACAGAAAACAAUGCUGCCCAGUACAAGCAAAAUAAAUAAAUACAUUUGAGACGGGUAAUAAAAAAAAAGAAGAGGCCGAACAACAAUAGAUAGAGCCAGGAGGAGGGGGCUAAAGAUCAAGCUGGAAAUAUGGAACCACUUAGGCCCAGAGAGUGCACCCUAUAAAGGGUUAAAGAUGGCUACGGGAUAAGUGGAGCUCGUUUAUCGCAAAUUUGACAGUGGUAGUUAAAUUGUGAGUUUUCUCUCCAACUGCCAGUCUAGAGAAGCAGGCGAGGCACUCUUCUCUCCUCACAUCACGUCUUUCUGGGUCUCCUGUGCUUGUCUUUGGUUGUUUAUGGUCGCCUGUCUCCUCAUCUUAGCCCUAAAUCUUCUCCGUGAAACAGGACAAAGGAGAAGAGGAUUUUCUACUCUGUCUCUCCUCUCUUCUCUCACCUUCACGCUCACCGUUUUCAUCGCCGCUCUGGGCCUCCGAGAUUAUCCUCUCGACUUCAUCUCCAUCCAUCCCAUCAUCUUUCAAACCCCCAUCAUCUCUGUCCCUUUUUGUUUCUUCUUGCCUCUUUCUGUCCCUCGCUGUGGAACUAAAUCUUCAACCUGCCACCCCUGGAGUCCCUGCAGAUGACCGCAGCCUGGCGCUGAAGUGGGCGCUUGCCAGCAGCCCAGAUGCAUUUGCGACUCUUUGCCAUUGUGAUGUCCUUGCUAUGUGAGGUGAUCAGGAUGGGGUCCGGUGUCGUCCAGAAGCAAAACGCUCAGAGAGAGACAUCAGAGGACUGUCGGAGCUGUCUGGAGUGUUCCCGCGACAACGGCUGCGUGCGUUGUCCCGAGCGACUCUUCCUGUUCCUGCAGAGAGAUGGGAUGUCUCACCAUGGUACUUGUCUCCACGCCUGCCCUGCAGGACACUACGGACAGAGAGGGAAGGACAUCAACCGCUGCAUGAAGUGUCGCUCUCUGGACUGCGAGCACUGUUUCAGCCGGGACUUCUGCACCAAGUGUAAGGCCGGCUUCCAGCUGCACAAAGGCAAGUGUCUGAGCCGCUGCCCAGAGGGAACCUUCGCCCACCAGACAGACUGCUUCGAGGACUGUCUCCUGGCUCCGCAGGGAGAGUGGAGCGAGUGGAGCGUCUGUCUCCACGACGGCGCCAACUGCGGCUUCAGGUGGGGCAAGCAGACCAGGACCCGGGGGGGCGGGCAGUCCGGCAGAACACCUGAGGAGAAAGCAGCGUCACUUUGCCCGUCCAACAGCGAGACACAGCGGUGCAGGAUGAAGAGAAAGUGUCCUACAGAAAGAAGAAAGAUUAAAAAAGGAGGACUUGGAAGGAAGAGGGAGAGAAAACGACUACGGCUGCUCGCCAACGACAACGGCGGCCACUCGCUGAACGGAACGACAGACGGCGGCGGGCAGAGCGGCGACCCCUGAGGACGAGGACGCACGGCUCACCACGACACGCGCUGGACUGUCGGUCGGCUGACGUCAGUUUUGAAAUCAGAGACCAAAUCUUCGUUUUUGUUUGUUUUAUUAUUAUCAUUAUUAUUAUUAUUAUUAUUAUUAUUAUUAUUAUUAUUAUGCUUCCAAUCAGCCUGUGCGACCUGAACACACUGUGCAACACAACGAUGUUUACUGGAAACACAAAAUUAACAAUUUUUAUUAUGAGCCAGAAGUUUCUUGUGCGGCGACCAGUGAGUCAAAGUUCUCCGCGGUGCGUUUGCCAGUCCAGGAUGACGUCAGCUUCUGUCUGAGACAGGAAUCAUUUGUUUGUAGAGGUUCAUGAAAUUUUAAUCAGCGACUGUCUUGCUUACGUUUGGUGACGUGACGUCUCGCGGUCAGAAUCUUGAUCAGCGUCACAAAAGUUCUGAUGCAGGUGAAAUUUGAGCUUUUACAUCUAAAACAAAGUGGUGACAACAACAGAUUCCACACGUGAUCUCAGGAACGAUGAGAUUAGAAAGAUUCCUGUGGAGUUUUCUCUCGAACAGAGUUUCUGUUUACAUUCAGCAGCACAGUGUGCGUCAUUCAGAGCUGUUUUUACCCAGACGGGGCACCAACACAAGCAUGUAGUCCUCCAUUGUUGUUGUUGUUGUUGUUGUUAUGAAACGUCGCAGGGUUAAAAGGUCGAAGGCUCGAGGUCGAGGGGAGGGGCGAUGGCUGAUUCGCUGUCCAAACGAGAACCCGAGGGCGCCGUUUCUGAAUUUUUCCACCCUGAGACCAGGUUUCAUAAAAGCGUGUUUAUAGGAUCCAUGUGGACGAUCGGACAAAACACAGAAGCGUCUCCAUGUGGACGGACCCUGUAGACGAGGGCAUGAACUCCACAGAGAAACUUUGGCUCACCAAACCUGAACAUCCUGCAGACCCUCGCUCACCUCUCUGACCCGCCGCUGGUUAAACGACACAAUCACCAGAACAAAUGUUGGCACACAAACCGCUCGGUCAAAUAUCAGGUUUUGGCUUAAAAUACUGUCCGAAACUUGGGAUGA